Messenger RNA from Stegastes partitus (bicolor damselfish), 2421 nucleotides. It is a transcript of the gene slc15a1a, whose product is annotated as solute carrier family 15 member 1a. Lineage: Eukaryota; Metazoa; Chordata; Actinopteri; Pomacentridae. Gene Ontology annotation, biological process: transmembrane transport; oligopeptide transport. Gene Ontology annotation, cellular component: membrane. Gene Ontology annotation, molecular function: transmembrane transporter activity. The transcript has 21 exons. The record is from RefSeq and is a predicted model, not a curated record. The coding region runs from base 1 to 2040 and encodes 679 amino acids.
AUGCGAGCCGUGCUGGUGCUGUACUUUAAGUACUUCUUGCUCUGGGAUGAUGACUUGGCCACCUCCAUUUACCACACGUUUGUGGCUCUCUGCUACCUGACUCCCAUCCUCGGGGCCAUCGUGGCCGACUCCUGGCUGGGAAAGUUUAAGACCAUCAUCUACUUGUCCAUCGUCUAUGCCAUUGGCCAGGUUGCGAUGGCAGUCAGUGCGAUACAUGACAUCACUGACACGGACAGAGAUGGGAAACCAGACAACAUGACCUUCCAUGUCGCAUUGUCCAUGGUGGGUCUGUUGCUCAUCGCUCUGGGCACCGGCGGCAUCAAACCGUGCGUGGCUGCCUUUGGUGGAGACCAAUUCAGUGAUAGCCAGGAUAAGCAAAGGAGAACUUUCUUCUCUGUAUUCUACCUGUGCAUCAACGGUGGAAGUCUCCUGUCAACCAUUAUCACUCCCAUCAUCAGAGCUCAGGAGUGCGGCAUCCAUAGCAAGCAGAGCUGUUAUUCUCUGGCCUUCGGUGUCCCUGCAGCACUAAUGGUGGUCGCGCUCUUGGUGUUUAUUGUUGGAAGUGGUAUGUACUACAAAGCUGAACCACAGGGAAACAUCAUGCUGGAUGUGUGUAAAUGUAUUUGGUUUGCAAUUCGAAACCGCUACAGGCACAGAAGCAAGCAAUACCCAAAGAGGACGCACUGGAUGGACUGGGCAGAGGAAAAAUAUGAUAAACUCCUCAUCGCUCAGAUCAAAAUGGUGCUUAAGGUCCUCUUCUUAUACAUCCCACUGCCAAUGUUCUGGACCCUAUUUGACCAAAAGGGUUCAAGAUGGACUCUGCAAGCCACCACGAUGGAUGGAGAUUUUGGUGCCCUGGUUAUCCAGCCUGAUCAGAUGCAGACCGUCAACCCCAUCCUGAUCCUGACUCUGGUGCCUAUUAUGGACAGCUUAGUAUACCCUCUGAUCAAGAAGUGCGGCCUGAACUUUACACCUUUGAAAAGAAUGACAGUGGGGAUGUUUAUGGCUUCUAUAGCUUUUGUCUGUGCUGCUUUGGUCCAGAUUGAAAUUGAUAAAACACUGCCCGUCUUUCCAUCCGCCGCCCAGAGUCAGCUGAAAUUACUCAACAUGGGCAAUAAUCCAAUUACAGUUCAGUUGCCUGGCAAUGAGACAACUGAACUUCCUGGAACUAUGGCCAGCCUCGAUUACUUCACGUUUGAAUCAGAAGAAAUCAUGGUUUCAAUCGGCACCCCUGCAGUGACAAAACUAGUUUCCUUGGCCAUGGGAAAACGACAAACACUCCUUAUUCCCUCAGACCUCGUUGAGGAAUGGCUGAUGACUGAUGAUUUGACUUCCAAGCCAGACGAAGGAAAAAAUGCAGUCCGAUUUGUAAAUGGAAUGAACAUGAUGGUGAACGUCACCACUCCUUCAGUCAACUUCGGACUAACUGAGCCAUUUUAUUAUUCCAACUACUCCCUCAUCAAAAGUGGAACGCACACGUUCACUCUGUGGAGUGACACACAGUCAUGUAGCUUCAGCAUGGCGUUUGGAUUCGGAAGCUCAUAUACCUUCUUCAUCGGCAACAAUUUGUUCUCGGAUUGUCUGAAGUCGAUUACUGUCGUACAAGACAUUAAGCCAAACACAGCUAGCAUGGCCCUCCAGAUCCCACAGUACUUCUUCAUAACUCUUGGUGAAGUGAUGUUUUCUGUCACUGGUCUGGAGUUCUCUUACUCACAGGCGCCUAGUAACAUGAAAGCAGUGCUGCAGGCAGGCUGGUUGUUUACUGUCGCUGUUGGCAACUUCAUCGUCCUGAUCGUGGCUGAGCUCGCAAAGCUUCCCAAGCAGUGGACCGAGUACGUCCUCUUCGCCUCUCUCUUGGUUGCGGUGUGCUUUAUCUUCUCUGGUAUGGCAUACUUCUACACCUACAUUGACCCCACAGAAAUCGAGGCCCAGUUCAAGAAGAAGGAUGAUGAAGAUGAUGACGACGAUGAUCAAAAAAGCAAGCCACAGAAGGCAGAGAUGGAGAUGGUCAAGAGAGGCUCAGUCGAUAGUGACGAUUGAGAUGAUAAAUGAGCCAAGAUUUGAGCAGUAAGGAGAGAAAAAAGCAGAUUCCAUAGUAAUGCACUUAUGUAGGAAAGUUUGAUAUCGGCACAUAAAAUGUACACGGAAGAAUGUAUGUGUGUGACUGUGUGUGUGAGACUGUGUGUGUGUGUGCGUGCAUGGGUGUGUGUUGAAUAUUUUAUAUUUUAAUGGUAACAUGGUUAUCAUAGGCAAGCCCUUUAACAGUACAUUCCACACAACACAUUGACAGAAGCUUAACUUGGUGUUGUAACAACAGAUAAAUGCUGUUAUUUCCUAAGAUUUAUACGUCACUGAAUGUAAUUGCCCUUUUAUAUUUAUGCUUAAGUUAUGUUCAAGUGAGCAAUAAAAAUUAAUUCUGUC